UGGGAUGUUGACAAAUGUCAAAGGAAACUACCUAAAAUUCUAACUUAUUGUUAUUCACCUAUAUUCAUUUUGAAUCAAUGUAUAUGAAUUUAUGAUUUCGAUGGAAAAUGGUUUACAAUGACUACAUGAACUUUUAAAUAUACUUAAGCCUUAAGCAUUUUUGCUUCAUUCAAACAAUACAAAUUUGAGGAUAUGACUCUAGAAGAUCCAUACUUUGUUGUGAAAGAUGAGGUUUUUAAAGCAUUGAAUAAAACUCGAGGCCUUUACCUUCGAUGGAUUAAAAUUCAGGAAGAUCCUAUUUGUGUGUCAAGGGAAGAAAUUGAAUGGAUUAAUACAGAGUUGAAAAAUUCUUUACGUAGUAUCGAAUGGGAUUUAGAAGACUUAGAAGAUACAAUUGAUAUAGUAGAGAAAAACCCGACCAAGUUCAAAAUAGAUAAUAAAGAAUUAACGGUACGAAAAAAAUUCAUUGAAAGUACUCGAGAAGAAGUAAAGCUGAUGAGAGAUAAAAUCAUUAUGAAUCGUGGAAGGGAUAUUGACUAUUCAGCUAUACAGCCAUUGCUGGAUACAAGUGAGGUUAAGGUGACCAGCUCGAGGGGAACAACCAAGUAUUCCAAAUUGGAGAAUGACAUCGAUAGCCCCCAGAGAAAUUUCAUCAAAGACAAUUUCACUCAACAACAGUACUUGACCAGACAACAAGAAGAACAUUUGGAAGCUAUUGGAGACAGUUUGGGUUCCCUUAAAAAUAUGUCGAGGCAUAUUGGAAUAGAAUUGGAUGAACAAGCAGGAAUGCUGGAUGAUUUCGGUACCGAGUUGGAUGCAACAGAGUCGAGGAUGGAUUCUGCAAUGAAACGAGUUGCUAAGGUUCUUCAUAUGACAACUGAUCGACGCCAAUGGACUGCCAUCAUCAUUUUAUCUAUUACUUUAUUUAUUGUGAUACUUUUAUUUACUUUACUGUGAUUUUUAUUUGCCAUUUUUGAUUGAACUUAGUACAAUAUACUAUUAUUUUUAAGGUUUA
Molecule: messenger RNA, 1015 nt
Organism: Harmonia axyridis
Lineage: Eukaryota; Metazoa; Arthropoda; Insecta; Coleoptera; Coccinellidae
Product: syntaxin-6
Exons: 7
Coding region: 193-957 (254 amino acids)
Biological process (GO): Golgi vesicle transport; intracellular protein transport
Cellular component (GO): membrane
Molecular function (GO): SNAP receptor activity
Source: RefSeq, a predicted model, not a curated record